This is a messenger RNA of Phodopus roborovskii (desert hamster), 2065 nucleotides long. RefSeq names its product tyrosyl-DNA phosphodiesterase 1 (gene Tdp1). NCBI's taxonomy places the organism in Eukaryota, Metazoa, Chordata, Mammalia, Rodentia, Cricetidae. The transcript is spliced from 16 exons. Gene Ontology annotation, biological process: single strand break repair; double-strand break repair. The record is from RefSeq and is a predicted model, not a curated record. Gene Ontology annotation, cellular component: nucleus. The coding region runs from base 42 to 1871 and encodes 609 amino acids. Gene Ontology annotation, molecular function: double-stranded DNA binding; 3'-tyrosyl-DNA phosphodiesterase activity; single-stranded DNA binding.
GCGUGGUCUCGGCGGCGGAGCGCUGGCGGCUCAGGAGUAUAAUGUCCCAGGAAAGCAGCUAUGGGAGGUGGACAAUAUCCAGUAGUGAUGACAGUGAGGAUGAAAAGCCCAGGCCUGACAAGCCGUCAACAUCCUCUCUCCCCCAGGCUGGGCAGGGAGCAGCGAAGGAGCCGGUGUACACCUGCUCAGAGGCCCGCAAGGCUGCGCACAAGAGGCAGCUCUCACCUGUGAAGUUCGGCACCACAGACUCAUUGUUACCCCCCAAAAGGCAGAAAAGUGAUUCCACAGAAGCUCUUGGCUGGUGUCUGUCCAGCAGUGAUGAUGAACAGCAGCCAGAGACAAAGCAGGAACAGCCUAAGUACAUGGUGGCUCAAGAGAAAAAACAUGUCUCCUCACCCAGUGUGACUAGUGCUCAGAAAGUUGUAGAUCUCAGCCCUCCUGCCAGCCAAAGGCCCCAAAAGGCAGAUGAUGAGGACUACGAGACCUCAGGGGAAGGCCAGGACAUCUGGGACAUGCUGGAUAAAGGGAACCCCUUCCAAUUUUACCUCACUAGAGUCUCAGGGAUUAAGGCAAAGUACAACUCCAAAGCCCUCCACAUCAGGGAUAUUUUAUCCCCUCUGUUUGGGACACUUGUCUCUUCAGCUCAGUUUAACUACUGCUUUGACGUGGACUGGCUCAUAAAGCAGUAUCCCCCAGAAUUCAGGAAUAAACCAAUCCUGCUUGUGCACGGCGAUAAGAGAGAGGACAAGGCACACUUGCAAACCCAGGCAAAGCCCUAUGCAAACAUUUCCCUCUGCCAGGCAAAGCUGGAAAUUGCAUUUGGAACACAUCACACGAAAAUGAUGCUCUUGCUCUAUGAAGAAGGCCUCCGAGUCGUCAUCCACACCUCCAACCUCAUCCGGGAAGACUGGCACCAGAAAACCCAAGGAAUAUGGUUGAGCCCUUUAUACCCACGACUUAACCAGGGAAAGCACACAUCUGGAGAGUCAAGCACCCAUUUUAAAGCUGACCUUAUCAGUUACUUGAUGGCAUACAACGCUCCCUCUCUCCAGGAGUGGAUAGACACCAUCCAAGAGCAUGAUCUCUCUGAAACCAAUGUUUACCUUGUUGGUUCAACCCCUGGACGCUUUCAAGGAAGUCACAAAGACAACUGGGGACAUUUUAGGCUCAGGAAGCUUCUGCGGGCACAUGCCCCAUCUGUACCUGAAGACGAGUGCUGGCCCAUCGUGGGUCAGUUUUCAAGCAUUGGUUCCCUGGGGCCUGAUGAGUCGAAGUGGCUGUGCUCAGAGUUUAAAGAGAGCUUGCUGGCACUGAGAGAGGGUGGCAGAACGCCAGCAAAAAGUGCAGUUCCUCUUCAUCUGAUCUAUCCUUCUGUGGAAAAUGUUCGGACCAGCUUAGAAGGAUAUCCUGCUGGGGGUUCUUUACCCUAUAGCAUCCAGACAGCUGAAAGGCAGAAGUGGCUACAUUCCUACUUUCACAAGUGGUCAGCAGAGACAUCUGGCCGAAGCAACGCCAUGCCACAUAUUAAGACAUACAUGAGGCCCUCAUCAGACUUCAGUAAACUGGCUUGGUUUCUUGUUACAAGUGCGAAUCUGUCCAAGGCUGCCUGGGGGGCGUUGGAGAAGAAUGGCACCCAGCUGAUGAUACGCUCCUACGAGCUUGGAGUCCUUUUCCUCCCGUCUGCAUUCGGCCUGGACUCCUUCCGAGUGAAGCAGAAAUUCUUCUCCAGCAGCUGCGGGCCAACAGCCUCCUUUCCUGUGCCCUAUGACCUUCCCCCAGAGCUCUACGGGAAUAAAGAUCGGCCGUGGAUUUGGAACAUUCCUUAUGUCAAAGCACCUGAUACACAUGGGAACAUGUGGGUGCCUUCCUGAGACAAAAAGCUGUGAAGUUUGAGUGUCAGACACUGAAUGCUCCUGUUUGUAGUGAAUGUUCACCUCCCUUGAAAUCUUCCUAUUUGCCCCGUACCAAACUCUUUGCAGAAGUCAGCUUUGGUUUUGUAUCUGGUGGUCACCGUCAACAUUCUCACUAAGAAGUGUUACUUCCUCAACUCACUUUUAUAAGUUCU